This is a messenger RNA of Malurus melanocephalus (red-backed fairy wren), 1854 nucleotides long. RefSeq names its product ras-related and estrogen-regulated growth inhibitor-like protein. Lineage: Eukaryota; Metazoa; Chordata; Aves; Passeriformes; Maluridae. Gene Ontology annotation, molecular function: GTPase activity; GTP binding. Bases 190 to 885 code for a protein of 231 amino acids. The record is from RefSeq and is a predicted model, not a curated record. The transcript has 4 exons.
CAAAGUUUUUCAUCCGGCUGCCUGCAGUUCCCUCUGCACCGCCCCUGCGGCUGCGGGGAGGGGAAUGGGCCUGGCGGGUCCCCUGGGUGCCGUGGGAAGCGCUGGGCUGUCGGCGGUGCUGAGCSGAGUUGUACACACGCGGCUGCGGCUGCCGGACGGGCACGGCCACGGGCACGGCCACGGACGGGCAUGGGGCUCCGGCUGCCCCUCCGCCGCAGCACCAGCUUCACCCCCGAGCACCCUGCCCUCACCGAGCUGCCCGGCCCCGCUGCCCUCAAGGUGGAAGCGAACGUCCUUGUCAUGGGAGCGGACAACGUAGGGAAAUCGGCUCUGACYGUGCGUUUCCUGACCCGGCGCUUUAUUGGGGAGUACGGAGACAUGGAAUUCAUCUACAGCCACAACCUGACUGUGGAUGGCCGAGAGAUUCUCUUCCACAUCUGGGAUGUUCCCAGUUCCCAGGAGCAGACAGAGGAUGGCUCCUCGGAGGAGAAGCGAAUCCAGUGGGCAGACAGCUUUGUCCUGGUCUACAGUAUCUGUGACCGUGCCAGCUUCAACAUGCUGCCCCUCAAAAUCCAGUUCAUCAAGGCAGCCAAGGAGGGACAGAGCCAGGAGAAGGUGCCCAUUGUCAUCGUGGGCAACAAACGGGACCURCACCACCAGCGGGCGGUGUCCAGCGAGGAGGGGCGGCUGCUGGCCCUCUCUUUGGACUGUGGUUUCUACGAGGUCUCUGCAGCUGAGGCUUAUCACGGGGCCCUCAUGGUGUUCCACGGACUGGCCAAGCGCAUCCCGGACACCAAGCUGGCCCUCAAGAAGGGYACAGGGAUCCGUGGCAUCGUCAAGACCGUGUCGGCUGUGUUUGCCCGCAAGCGAACGGACUCGCUCUGAGCUGCAGCAGGGGUGGUGCUGCUCUCUGCACUGCCCAGCUGGGCCAGCCCUCCUCACUGUGUGCCCAUGGAGGUGCCCAUGGUGUGUCUUUCCAUAUAKAUGACGGGUUCCUUGCUGUCCUGCUGAUGUCGGGGUCUGGGUGUCCUGCCAUGCAUGGCUGGUGCAGCUGAGGACUGUGGUGUGUUCCCCUCGGCUCUGCCAUGGGACAGUCUCAUCUCUUYGCUGCACCAGCUUUUUAGGUGCCUCCUGCUCUCUCCUUCUUUCCUCCAACACUGGAAACCACGGCGUGAUUUUGCCAAAGCUCCAGGCAGCAGCACCCCGAGCUCCUGCAGCUGGAGCUGCCCAGGCUGUCAGUGAGCAGGGAGGAUACCCCGUCUCUCCACUCCUACCCUGGGAUCCUUCUUGCUGUUCAACACUCAUCAGGAUCCUCCUGAGUACCCCUGGAGCACCCAUGAACUGAGAGGAGGGGGAUUCUCCGCUGGGGAGGCACUGGUGAUCUCCACGUGUGUUUCACUGUGUAAAAGUGUCCCAGAGCCCACAGCACCAGCCAUCCUGGAGUGCUUUGGUGAGGGCUGUGCCUCCCAUCCCCCUGCCUUGCUUUGGAGCUGUCCUGCUCGUGGCCCUCUCCCCCACAGCCUGUCAGCRAUCCCAGCCGUUUCCCCCGUGCUGAACAGGCUGUGCCUGGGAACAGCCAGGCACGGGGCUGGUUCCCAGGGUGGGAAUGCACCACGAGCCUUCCCAAGCCGCUCCUGUAAGGCUGCCUGUCCCCGGGGASGACAGGAGGUGGGGAAAGGGGUCGCUGGGCUCCUCACUGAACYCUUCUGCUGCUGGGAGGCUUUUCCCUUGCACCUCCCAAACCCUUCCCUGUGUGCCCUGGGAGAGCAGCGUGCUGGAAGAGGGUUUGUGCGUGCUGUAUGGACACUGAUUUYUCUGCUGUGUUCUUCUGGAAAUGCAAUAAAUUGUCUUUGG